AUGCUGUUUUUGGUGUUACGCUUUUUUCAUACAUUUGCAUAUGCAAGAGAAAUAUACGUUUCGCCGAACGGAAGUGAUUCCGCCAAUUGCACCAUGGAUGCGAAGUGUACACUCGACCGAGCUUUAGAACUCGCUUCUGGUUUUACUUCAACUUCAAUGUUAGCGAGUAAAGGAAAUUACUCGCUUAAAACAAGCCACAUUUUCACCAGGAUUGCUUCCUUUAGUCUCAUUGGCAGUGGUUUCCGUAAUGACGUUCAAAUAACUUGUGAACCAAAUGUAAGCCUCGCAUUUUCUCUCAGCAAAAAUAUAACUUUGGAGGGAUUGAAGUUUAGAAAGUGCGCGGGAUGGCAUCGAAGUACGGUGGGAGUAGAAAAAAAUUAUCCAAAUCUGAGGGGCGCCAAAUUUAAGGCCGCCUUGGAUUUUCGAUAUUGCAGGAACCUUCGGAUGUAUAAUGUUGAAAUUUCGUCCUCUCCAGGUCUCGGAGUUAAUUUGUAUGAUGUCGGGGGCAUUGUGAACUUCACACAUUGUUUGUUUGCGGAUAAUUUCAUUUCAAAAGAAAGAAUGCACGCUGAAUGGGAAGAUGUAAGAAGCGAGAAUGGAAAGUAUGUGUACUCAGGUGGCGGCGUUUACGUUAUAUUCAAUCCAUAUGCUUACGUUACAAUAAAUGUAACGCCUGGCGAGCAUGACUCGUAUCAACAUAACAAUAUCUACGAAUUUUCAAGCUGCCAUUUUCUCAGAAACAAAGCUUUGUGGUUAAACGCACACAGAACGAACGAACUGGACACACCGGAACUUCCUUUCAGCCGUGGAGGAGGGCUAGCUAUAUAUUUACCAGACAAGGCAAGUGGAUGCCUCAUCAAAAUCCGAUCAAGUGUUUUUGCCAGUAACGAGGCAUCUUGGGGUGGAGGCCUUCAGGUUGAAAUGAGGGGAACAACAGAGAACAAUUCUUUAGAAGUAGAAUCAAGUGUGUUUCGAGAAAACGGCGCUUUGUUGGAUGGUGGAGGUGCCCGUAUAGGAAACUUGCCAGAAGAGGGUGUCCAUCUUCGUAUAAACCGAUUUAAGAUGACCAAUUGUUCAUUUGAAGGCAACACUGCAAUAUUUGGAGGGGGGGCGUCACUGUAUGGAACAACAAUUCCCCGGAAGUGUUUCAUUCAAACAAAUCCGGCUGUUACACAGUUUUACUUUCAUGGGUGCAACUGGGUGGAGAACGUGGGCAGUGUAGGGGCUGCCAUUGGUGCAUAUCUUUACAACAGAAACGAGGAUCUUAUUGGGCCGGAAAUCCCUUACCGCGUUUGCUUUCAGAAUGACACUUGGUUUCGUUUCAAUAGAGUUAACCAGCUUCAGCUUAAUCUGACAAUUGGACAAGGAACUCUGUACAGCUUGCAAGUACCUCUUAUAUUCAAAGGCAAAGCGCAGUUUGUAAGUAAUACCCAAUCUGCAUUAGUUCUAGAUGGGUCAACAUUGAUGGUCUACGGCAGCUUGCAUUUCAUUAAAAACACCGGUGUUAGGGGAGGGGCGAUAGCCAUGUACGGACGGUCCAGAAUUCUUUUGCAAGAUAAAACCUCUUCGUUAACAUUUGAAGCCAACAAGUGUGAAGACAAAGGUGGAGCACUGUACAUUGAAGCUCCAGGGGCCCCUCUGGUAAGCUUUAACGCCACUGGUGCAGCCAAUGAAGCUUGUUUUUUUGGGUAUUCCAAUUCCUCAAAGGAUUAUGACGAGUGGAAUACAACUGUUGUCUUCAGAGAUAACAGCGCAUCCUUAGGAAAAUCAGUGUACGCCACAACACUAAAAAACUGUCGACGAGCGGGUGAGAGUCGGCAGCAUAAUAAUGUACUGAAAUGGAAGUUUGUCAAGUUUGUGAACUUGCCUCCAAAUUCAACCUCCCUUUUGCAGGAAGUUGCAACAGAACCAGUUGACAUGGGACAUAAUGAGAGUGAUUGGGAGGUACCCCCCGGCGAGGUUUUUGACGCAACUUUGCAAUUGUUUGACGAGGUUGGAAAUCUCAUCCCAGGAAUUGUUGACGUCAGUGUUAAAACCUCUUCAGUUCAGCUCGACAACUCUUCGCCACUUUUUCUUGCCACUGGUGGCAAAAUUUCAAGCAUCAUCUUGCGUGGAGAGAUAGGAAGCCUCUUUGAUGUGAAAAUGAGUUAUACAGGAAGCCAAGUUCUAGAGAAAAUGGUGGAGAACGUCACAUUGAAGGGUUGUCACGCUGGAUUUAGUUUUGAUAAGGACACUUUAAAAUGUGAAUGUAUAAUGACUAAAGGAGUAUUGUACUGUGACAAUGAUGGGAAGACCGUUUACAUAAAAGGAGGGUAUUGGGCUGGAAAUGUCGAUGGAGAGUUUGCCACCUAUUUUUGUCCUACUGGAUAUUGUAACUCUUUAACCACCGAGGUCUCUCAAUACAAGUACAUUGAAGGUUUUGUCUGCAGCGAGUCAAGAAACCAGAGCAGUGUUCUUUGUGGGGAGUGUAAGGAUGAUUACACUAUUUCUUUUGGAAGUCAACGCUGCGUAGAAGCCUGUCCGAACUGGCAUGUAAUAUUUGUAGUACUGGUUUACCUCGGCUUCCUUCUCGUUGUUGUGGGUGUGAUGCUAAUUGACCUCGAUAUCGCUUCAGGUUAUCUGAACGCUUGGUUGUAUUCAUACCAAAUCAUGAAGUUGCUAACACCUGAUGGUUUUGAAUUUGACCCAGUUAUCGAAUUUGUCAUUGGUUUUACCAAUGUGCACAUACACAUUGGCGAUCACAGUUUCUGUUUUAUCAAAGGUUUGAACGAUGCCGAUAAAAUGUUGUCACUGUCUCUCAUUCCCCUCCUUGUGUUGGUAACGGUGGGUGUGUUGAAGUCUUUCGUAGAUCGCUACCCCGACUGCACAUUUAGCAGAAUGGUUCUAAGACGGACUCCUACGGCUCCGUAUCGCGCUGUAUGUACCAUUUUUGUUUUGUGUUAUACAAAUAUCACAAGAAUUUCCCUCUCAAUUCUGCAUCCUGCCAAAAUUGUAGGUACCACUUUUCUUUAUGAUUACGGAGGAUACGAAUUUCUUCAUGGAAGGCACCUUAUGUACUUUGUCAUUGCCAUGCUUUACAUUAUAGUUAUUGUACUUCCAUUUCCGUUACUUCUGUUGUUUCGUCCGACUCUGACUAGGUUCCUUCGUCCAGUGUUCGAUCUCCAUAGAUGGGACCUAUACCUAAAUGCAUUUCAAGGCUGUUUUAAGGAUCGAUAUCGGUGGUUUGCAGCUUUCUAUUUUCUCUGCCGAAUUGUGAUCUUGUUGUUUUACACUUACCUACCAGCUAAUUCUGUGAAAAGAGUUGUGUUGGAGGUCACCUGUAUUUUCAUUCUCUCCAUCUUUGCGUCUUUGAAGCCUUACAGGGGACCCAACGACGUUGAACAAAGCAUAGAAGGGGCAAAAGGAAGGAGGAAUGAGGGAGAACGAGGAGGACACAAGGACGCUAGGCAGGAGAAAGGAGGAAGCAGUUAUAAGUGGAUCAACAAAAUAGACAUACUGCUUUUGACAAACCUCUCUCUUAUCACUGUAAUCAGUUCACCACUUGCCACCGACGACGACCAGGUUUUGACAAUAGCUGUGAGAGUUUUAGCAUGGGUUCCGUUGGUACUUUUUUCCGCCUUAUUAGGUUGCCGA
Messenger RNA from Porites lobata, 3633 nucleotides. NCBI's taxonomy places the organism in Eukaryota, Metazoa, Cnidaria, Anthozoa, Scleractinia, Poritidae. The record is from the annotation of a GenBank genome assembly.